AUGGCUGUCAAGAAGGUCUUCGCCCGCUCCGUCUACGACUCCCGUGGAAACCCUACCGUCGAGGUUGACGUCGUCACCGAGACUGGCCUCCACCGUGCCAUCGUUCCCUCCGGUGCCUCUACCGGUCAGCACGAGGCUUGCGAGCUCCGAGAUGGUGACAAGUCCAAGUGGGGUGGCAAGGGUGUCACCAAGGCCGUCGAGAACGUGAACACCGUCAUUGCUCCCGCUCUUAUCGAGAAGAACCUCGAUGUCAAGGACCAGUCCGCUGUCGAUGCUUUCCUGAACGAGCUCGAUGGUACUCCCAACAAGACCAAGCUUGGUGCCAAUGCUAUUCUCGGUGUAUCUCUGGCCGUCGCCAAGGCUGGUGCUGCUGAGAAGGGAGUUCCUCUGUACGCUCACGUCUCUGACCUCGCCGGAACCAAGAAGCCUUACGUCCUUCCCGUUCCCUUCAUGAACGUCCUCAACGGUGGCUCCCACGCUGGCGGUCGUCUCGCCUUCCAAGAGUUCAUGAUCGUUCCUACUGAGGCGCCCACCUUCACCGAGGCCAUGCGCCAGGGUGCUGAGGUCUACCAGGCCCUGAAGGGUUUGGCUAAGAAGCGAUACGGCCAAUCCGCUGGCAACGUCGGUGAUGAGGGUGGUGUUGCUCCCGAUAUUCAAACUGCCGAGGAGGCCCUUGAGCUUAUCACCGAUGCUAUUGAGCAGGUUGGCUACACCGGCAAGAUCAAGAUCGCUAUGGAUGUCGCCUCCAGCGAGUUCUACAAGGUCGAGGAGAAGAAGUACGAUCUUGACUUCAAGAACCCCGAGUCAGACCCCACCAAGUGGAUUACAUACGAGGAGCUUGCCAACCUGUACUCAGAGCUCUGCAAGAAGUAUCCUAUCGUGUCCAUUGAGGACCCCUUCGCUGAGGACGACUGGGAGGCUUGGAGCUACUUCUCCAAGACCCAGGACAUCCAAAUUGUUGGUGAUGAUUUGACUGUCACCAACCCUCUGCGUAUCAAGAAGGCCAUCGAGCUCAAGUCCUGCAACGCCCUUCUUCUCAAGGUCAACCAGAUUGGUACUCUGACCGAGUCUAUCCAGGCUGCCAAGGACUCCUACGCUGAUGGCUGGGGUGUCAUGGUCUCUCACCGAUCCGGCGAGACUGAGGAUGUCACCAUUGCUGACAUUGCUGUCGGUCUCCGUGCCGGCGAGAUCAAGACCGGUGCCCCUGCCCGAUCUGAGCGUCUCGCCAAGCUCAACCAGAUUCUCCGAAUUGAGGAGGAGCUUGGUGACCAGGCUAUUUACCCUGGCGCUAACUUCCGCAAGUCUGUUAACCUGUAA
This is a messenger RNA of Fusarium tjaetaba, 1317 nucleotides long. Its product is annotated as enolase. Gene Ontology annotation, biological process: glycolytic process. The record is from RefSeq and is a predicted model, not a curated record. Gene Ontology annotation, cellular component: phosphopyruvate hydratase complex. Bases 1 to 1317 code for a protein of 438 amino acids. The transcript has 4 exons. NCBI's taxonomy places the organism in Eukaryota, Fungi, Ascomycota, Sordariomycetes, Hypocreales, Nectriaceae. Gene Ontology annotation, molecular function: magnesium ion binding; phosphopyruvate hydratase activity.